CAGUGGUGUUGAUAAAUAAUAAUAGAUUUGUGCGAAGGAAAAUGCUGUGGCGAACCCACAUUGUUCAAACAUCCUUUAGUGUGACACUCAUGUUGCGAUAACGCGCAACCAAAUUCACAUUGACUCAUCAUUUGUCCACCCAAAAAGUGUUUAAAAAAAUCUUUAAUUGUUCGCAACUCCAACGUGUGGGAGGUGAAAGACAAAAAAAAAUUCGUUGCCAACGCACGGAAAAAAGAAAAUCGGUUAAAGGUGCAAAAAGGAAGUUUAAAAAAAUGGAUUUAUCAGUUUUAGUUUUUAUCUACCUUUUGGCAAUCUGCACAAGUUCGGAAGUUGAGAGUAAGCAUAAGCCAGGACGCGGUCGAGGUUCCAUGUGGUGGGGCAUUGCGAAAGUAGGUGAACCCAACAAUCUAUCACCCCUCAACUCCAAAAUUCUCUACAUGGACCCCGCAAUUCACUCAACGCUACGCAGAAAGCAGAGGCGGCUCGUGAGGGAGAACCCAGGGGUCCUUGGGGCCCUUGUACGUGGUGCAAAUAUGGCCAUAGCCGAGUGCCAGCAUCAGUUUCGACAUCGACGGUGGAAUUGCUCAACACGAAACUUCCUCCGUGGGAAGAAUCUGUUCGGGAAGAUUGUGGAUCGUGGUUGCCGAGAGACGGCCUUCAUCUAUGCCAUCACGAGUGCCGCAGUGACGCAUUCAAUUGCCAAGGCAUGCAGUGAAGGGACAAUUGAGUCCUGCACGUGCGACUACAGCCAUCAGUCCAAGGUGACGGUGUGGGAAUGGGGUGGGUGCUCAGACAACAUUGGAUUUGGCAUCAAAUUUGCAAGGGAAUUUGUCGAUACGGGCGAAAGGGGGAGGAAUUUCCGCGAGAAGAUGAACCUGCACAACAAUGAGGCUGGAAGAGCGCAUGUCCAAGCAGAGAUGCGCAAAGAGUGCAAGUGCCAUGGAAUGUCGGGAUCCUGCACGGUGAAGACGUGCUGGAUGCGUCUUCCCAAUUUCCGCGUAGUCGGAGAUAAUCUCAAGGAUCGCUUUGACGGUGCAUCACGCGUGAUGGUUAGCAAUAGUUUGCGCAGCAGCAACGGCGGCGCCAAUGAGAACGCCAUUAAGGUUCACAGCUCCAGCAAUGCCCUCCAAGUGAGCCACACCUCUGUGGGGCCAAACAGCAUCUCCAGUAACUCCGUCCACGUGCGAGGACACCAGCAGCAGCAGCAACAGCAACAGAAGCGGUACAACAGGUACCACUUCCAGCUUAAACCGUACAAUCCGGAGCACAAACCACCGGGAGUAAUGGAUCUCGUGUACCUGGAGCCUUCGCCUGGCUUCUGCGAACGCAACCCCAGGUUAGGGAUCCAAGGCACGCAUGGGAGGCAGUGCAACGACACCUCCAUUGGGGUUGAUGGGUGCGACCUGAUGUGCUGCGGACGAGGGUAUCGCACGCAGGAGGUCACAGUGGUGGAACGGUGCGCCUGCAUGUUCCACUGGUGCUGUGAGGUCAAGUGCAAACUCUGCCGGAUACAGAAGACCAUCCACACGUGCCUGUAGGCCUAACCCCGCAGCCUCCUCCCCAACCCUCAAGUCACUCGAGAAUGCUUCAGCGCGUGGAGAGUAAGUUUUAUUUUAACACGAAAUCUUGAGCCAAAUGUUCUCUGUUUUUUUUUUUGAUAAAUUAUUUUUUAUUAUUAACUCGCUUAAUUUAUUCUUUUUAUAAAAAUAAAAUAAAAACUAAAAAAAGAAAUCAAAUGUUUGCAAAGUGAAGCAUUUGGUUUGUUUUUUUUUUUUUCAAAAUGAAACAGUAUUAGAGAGAUUUUAUUUCUCUGAGAGCAAAACACAUCCUUCUUGUCCCAGACUCUUGCUUUUACAAUUAAAAAUAAAAAAAAUAAAAAUUGAUUUAAUUGCUGAACUCCCAGUACUAAUUUUUAUUAAUUUGUAGUUUUUUUUUUUAAAUUAGAUGGUAUUGUAGAAAAAAAAUGACGAUUAAAAGACUGAUUUUCCAGUUUAAAUUAUAUUAAAGAAAAAUUGAGAAAAAAAUUUUCUUUCUCUUCCGGAGAGAAAUCAAAAAUUUUAUUUUGAAGUUUUAAGAACAAAAAAAAGUACGAUGUGUAUAUAGGACCUAGUAGUUUCUAAGAUAAACUUAAGAAGAGGUUUAAAAAAAAAUCAAAAAUAAAAUUAUUUGAAAAUAUUUUUCACGUCUGAAAAUUUGUUGUAAUUUAUUAGCAAGAGAAAUUUGAAUUAAUGGAAAAAUUGAAGAGAAAAAAAAUAUUUUUGAGAAUUAAAAUAAAAAGAAAAUAUUACAUUUUAAGACCCAUCCUGUGUAAAUAUUUUAUUUUAAAGUAAUAAUCUCUUAGAUGUGUAAGAAAAGGAAUUUAAUAAGUAGGACAUUUUUUUCAAAUUCAAAAUUUUUUUCAAAGCAUGUAAAGAGAAGAAAAUAAAAUUUUAUCUAAAUGAU
Molecule: messenger RNA, 2442 nt
Organism: Lutzomyia longipalpis
Lineage: Eukaryota; Metazoa; Arthropoda; Insecta; Diptera; Psychodidae
Gene: wg
Product: protein wingless
Exons: 6
Coding region: 273-1538 (421 amino acids)
Biological process (GO): neuron differentiation; canonical Wnt signaling pathway; multicellular organism development
Cellular component (GO): extracellular region
Molecular function (GO): frizzled binding; cytokine activity
Source: RefSeq, a predicted model, not a curated record